Drosophila rhopaloa is the source of this 1629-nucleotide messenger RNA. RefSeq lists its product as uncharacterized. Lineage: Eukaryota; Metazoa; Arthropoda; Insecta; Diptera; Drosophilidae. Bases 67 to 1503 code for a protein of 478 amino acids. Gene Ontology annotation, molecular function: oxidoreductase activity. The record is from RefSeq and is a predicted model, not a curated record. The transcript has a single exon.
UAUAGGAACAUAUGGUUUAAAAAGCAAAUAACAUUAGGAGACAGUGUUACUCUAACAACUUAGAAAAUGAGGCUAUUGGUCAACUUUUUAGACGCCCUGCGAAAGGUGCGACUCAAGUUGUCCAUGGAAAACCUUGGCAACACCAACCAGGUGACAAAAAGCUUGGCUGCCUUCAAGUCAAAUGAUGAGAAAACCCAGGAUAUGAAAAGCGAGUUUCAGUGGAUCAACAAGUCCAAGCUGGACCAAGCUAAGAUAGACGAUGAGAAGGACAUUAACGAAGGAUCAACAGCUGGAUCCGAAAUGCUGUGGCAGAACAUCAAAAGGGUGCUGCUCAUGUGUGGCGGCCAGACGAAACCAGGCGGCAUUGAGGAUGUGAAACGGAUGAAGGACUCCUGUCGUUUGGUAGAUGUCCUGGAGGCGCAGCGAUUUGUUAGUCAGGUGUUUGCAGCCAUGAAGGUGCCCAAACAGGCGGCCAGUGAAAUGGCCGAUGCUUUGAUAGCCGCUGAUUACAUGGGCCAGCGUUCUAUGGGCAUCCAUCGAUUGCCUGCGAUUGCAGCUGAUCUCCUGAAUUGCACCGUAGUGGGCAAUGCCAUCCCAGGAAUCGUGUCCGAAAAAAAGGCCAUGGCUUUGGUGGAUGGCCAUAAUGCUCCUGGUCCAGUGGUGGCCAACUUUUGCAUGGAUCUGGCCCUGCAAAAGGCCAGAGAAGUGGGAAUCGGUUGGGUUUCCGCCCGCAGCUCAAACUGCAUUGGCUUCGCCUCUUGGUAUGCCUGUCAGGCCUUGGAGCAACGAAUGAUUGGACUCUGCAUGACCAACGGAGCCCCUACUCUGGUGCCCUUCGGAGGAGUUGAACCAAUUCUGGGGGAAAAUCCAAUUGCCUGCGCCGCAUCCGGUGUCCAUGAACAGUUUUUGGCUGACUUUGGUAUGGCCGCCUGCUCGCUGGAGGAACUGGAACUAUCCUAUUGCAAUGGCUGGUCAAAGGAAGUGCCCAAAUUAGUGGCUUUGGACAGGAAUGGAAAGGAGACUACCUUAACAGAGGAGGCUUUGAGGGCCCAAAGAAUACGAGCCUUUCAGCCGGAACACAAGGGUUUUGGUAUGGCUGCCAUGGUAGAUAUUUUGUGUGGUGUGAUGACAGGUGCUCGAUAUGCAAAUCAAAUCCAGCGCCGUGGAGUCUAUAGUACGGAAAAUGCACCGGCAGAUCUGGGCCAAGUUUAUGUGGCCAUCGAUCCGAUGCGUUUUUGUCCUUCUUUCGAAGACCGAUUGGGCGAUUUUCACCGGCUGUUAAGACAGGCGAUGCCCAACAAGGUGGGGAAAACAGCGAUGGUGCCGGGUGACAAGGAGAUGCAGCACAUGAAGAUGGUCGACGAACAGGGCGGACUCACAAUGUCACCCUGCACCCUGUGCGUUCUAGAGGAACUGGCCACAAAGUUCGGCAUUGUGCCACUGAAGAUGAAAGGCACCAAACCCAGUGAUGCUAAUAUUUCCGAGGAAUUGCAGGUGGCAUAACAUUUUGAACCCUUUUUAAAUGUCAUAAGCAGUUCUGCUUGCCUAUGACAAUGUUUGAUGUAAAUACCGAAGACCAUUUUUAAUAUAAAUGAAAUAUUAAGCCGUUAUAAAUAAAAUGUACCAAAU